AUGCCCAACAAAACCACUAAGGUCAAGCAGGCCAAAAAGGCGAAAGCGGCUGACUACUACGACAAGAAAGAAGAGAAGGACAAGAGGAAUCGAGUGCCUGCGGCGGAUGCAUAUGCAGUUGAUGGGGAGCAGGUAAACCAGAGACCGAAGACCACAGCCAACAGCUUCCAACGCCUGCUCGAUAAGGAGGCGGCGGAGGGCAAGAGGGCGACCUCAGAUUUGAAGAAGGCCAGCGCAAAGAGCAAGAAGGAUAAGAAGAAGCUCAUGUCUACGAGCAAUGCGUCUGCAGCAGACAAGGAAGAGGUGAGGGAGGGAUGA
This is a messenger RNA of Fulvia fulva, 318 nucleotides long. RefSeq lists its product as uncharacterized. Bases 1 to 318 code for a protein of 105 amino acids. Lineage: Eukaryota; Fungi; Ascomycota; Dothideomycetes; Mycosphaerellales; Mycosphaerellaceae. The transcript has a single exon. The record is from RefSeq and is a predicted model, not a curated record.